AUGGGUAUGGAGAGCGCUAGGCGAUGCGGGGUGAGGAAGUCGAGCGCGGGGAGAGGGUUGAAACGCUCGGCGCGCGCAGUUACUUCAGUUGUGUUUCACCAUUCGAAAAGGAGGGAGAUGGUAUUAUUAUUGCAACGCUUCGGGGAAAUGCCGACAAUGUGGGGCUCUCGUGCCCGAGGGUCGGUUGGCGAGGGGGGGAGGGUUCCGUCUGUCUGCACACAUGCAGAACCGGUUCGCUCUCCAACUCCCCUAGUGCGCUUUAUAUACCUCUCUCUUAUGCCACACGUGUUCGUAUAA
This is a messenger RNA of Leptosia nina, 297 nucleotides long. Lineage: Eukaryota; Metazoa; Arthropoda; Insecta; Lepidoptera; Pieridae. The record is from the annotation of a GenBank genome assembly.